CCCGCUUCGACCUUUAACCUGAGUGAAAAUCCUCACCUGUGCAAAAAGUACGAUGGAACGCCGUGGCGUGUUCGCAACGUUUACAGCACUGGCAUUAUAGGAUUGCACCAAGAGAUAGAAGACUUUUACAACUACAUGAAGCCAACUCCUGAAGAGCAUGCCAUGAGGGAAGAUGUUGUGCAGCGAAUCUCAAAAGUGAUCAAGGAUGUUUGGCCGGAGGCUCAGGUUGACUUUUUUGGCAGUUUUAGAACCGGUCUUUACCUGCCCACAAGUGACAUUGACAUGGUGGUUCUGGGCAAGUGGGAAUCAAUACCCCUGUUCACACUAGAGAAGAAACUUCUUGAAUCUGGCAUUGUGGAUGAGAACAGUAUCAAAGUUCUUGAUAAGGCAUCAGUUCCUAUUAUAAAGUUGACUGACUUGAAGACUACAGUUCGCGUCGACAUUAGUUUCAACACCAGCAACGGCAUCAAAAGUGCAAAGUUAAUAAAGCAAUUCAAAGGAAGGUUUCCGAACCUGGAAAAGUUGGUUUUUGUUCUGAAGCAGUUUCUUCUUGAGCGUAAUCUGAAAGAAGUUUUUACCGGUGGAAUUAGCUCUUAUUCACUGAUUUUAAUGGUGAUUAGUUUUAUCCAGUUGCAUCCCCGUGAAGAAGCACGCUUGCCAUCGGCAAAUUUGGGCAUUUUACUGAUGGAAUUUUUUGAGUUAUUUGGAAAAUACUUCAAUUACUUCAGAGUGGCUAUUCGAAUCAAAGAUGGAGGCUCUUUUGUGCCAAAGUCAGAAAUUCAGAAGAAUAUGGACUCUAACUAUCGUCCCUCAUUUCUUUGCAUCGAAGAUCCUCUAAAUCCUUCCAAUGACAUUGGCAAAAACUCCUAUGGAGCCCUGAUGGUUAAGGAUGCCUUUGAGUAUGCAUUUGGCGUCUUGCACCAAGCAGUCGGCCCGACAAUCAACACCUGUGACCAGACCAAGUCAAUACUCGGUCGAAUAAUUCGUGUCACUGAUCAAGUUGUUGAUGACCGCAAAGCAAUUAUUGAAAAGUUUCCCCUUCCGGGAGCUGAAAACUCAUAUAACAGUAGAAAGAAUAACCGAAGCGACUCUCCGGGUGGCAAUUCUGGUCAAAGUAGUAACGGAAAGACGAACAAUGAUGGCGGUUCCAAGUACACGCAAAAUGGGGUUGGCAAGUCUCGCGGCUCCACGGGUAACAACAGCAAUACGGGAGGGUCUUCUUCUGGUCGGAAUAACUCGACCGCCUACAGAGAACAGCCAGAUGAAGAGUCAACCGAUUCUGAUGACAUUAACUGUGAUACAAAUUGUAAUUCUAUUUCAAAUUCGUUGCACGCAAACUACCACACACAUCCACAGUCACAGCAGCAGCAACAGCAACAGCACCCACCAUCAUCUACUGGUAACAACCGACCAACGCCAAAUCUGAGCAGGCGGUUCAGUUCAAACAGCCAAAACGGCGGCAACCACGUACCGGCUUCCAACGUGCCUCAGAGACGGCCACACUACAUAAACAGCAGCAGUAGUACGGGCUCGAAUAGCUCCAACUCGAGUUCCAACAGCAACAGCAACAACUGGAACAAUGGAACACGCAGCAGUGGAAGUAACGGCAACCACGUGAUGAGCAAUGGUGAACCAAAAGCAGCCAACAGCAACAACAGCAGCAGUAGCACCACCACCGCCGCCUCCAACGCCGCCGCAAGUACCUGUUAG
Molecule: messenger RNA, 1710 nt
Organism: Rhagoletis zephyria (snowberry fruit fly)
Lineage: Eukaryota; Metazoa; Arthropoda; Insecta; Diptera; Tephritidae
Source: RefSeq, a predicted model, not a curated record